Messenger RNA from Abrus precatorius (Indian licorice), 1179 nucleotides. RefSeq lists its product as uncharacterized. Bases 1 to 1179 code for a protein of 392 amino acids. Gene Ontology annotation, molecular function: nucleic acid binding. The transcript has 2 exons. The record is from RefSeq and is a predicted model, not a curated record. Lineage: Eukaryota; Viridiplantae; Streptophyta; Magnoliopsida; Fabales; Fabaceae.
AUGAAUCCACGAGCCGACAGGCUAGCUAAGCUGGCUAGCCAACGGAAACCAGGGCAGUUGCAUAGCGUGGUUCACCAACAAAUCAUCCAACCUAGUGUCGCCAAACAAGAAUGCAUGGACAUAGAAAAAUCAUCCCAUAAUUGGAUGACCCCACUCAUCCAGUACCUCACUGACGGCAGCUUACCAGAAGAUAUAGCUUCAGCUAAGAAAAUAAAAGUACAUGCAGCCAAAUACCUUCUUCUCGGCAAAGAAUUGUAUCGAAGAGGAGUUUCAACACCCAUGCUUAAAUGCCUAGACGACGAUCAAGCUAAUUACGUCAUGAGAGAAAUCCAUGAAGGUAUUUGUGGUACCCAUUCGGGUGGACGAACUACGGCAGCAAAAGUACUCAGAGCCGGAUACUACUGGCCAACAAUAACUCAAGACUGUCAUUUGUUUGUAAAAAAAUGCAUUCCCUGUCAACAGCAUGGUCCUCACCUGCACCAACACGCCGAUACUCUUUGCCACAUUAGCUCUCCCUGGCCCUUUGCUAUUUGGGGAAUGGACCUCCUCGGUCCUUUCCCUCUAGCAAAAGGGCAAUAUUGUCGGUUCAAUGAGUUUCUGGAAGGCCUGCAUAUCAAACACAGAGUUACAUCUGUGAAACAUCCUCAGACUAAUGGCCAGGCCGAGGCCGCAAAUAAAGUGAUCUUACAUGAAUUAAAAAGAAAGUUAGGUUCGGUAAAAGGAGAGUGGGCAGAGAAACUGCCUGAGAUAUUAUGGGCUUAUCGGUGCACACCGCAAACCACAACAAAGGAAAAUCCCUUUCGGCUUACCUAUGGUAUUGAUGCCAUGGUGUCAGUGGAAAUUGGGGAACCCACAUUCCGGAGGGAGAAUUUCAAGGAAUCGGCUAAUGAAGAGGCUCUGGCCGUCAACCUGGACUUAAUAGAUGAAAUAUGUGAUCACGCUGCCAUUAUGACCGAGGCUAGUAGAAGAAUGAUGGCUAGAAAAUUCAACUCCAAAAUCAGUCCACGACAAUUUUAUAAAGACGACCUAGUAUGGCGAGUAACCGGAGACGCACGCAAGGAUCGGCGAGAAGGAAAGCUGGCAGCUAACUGGGAAGGCCCCUUUCGGGUAACAGCAAGAUUAAAUAACGGAGCAUACAAGUUGAAAACAUUGGAAGGAAAGCUAAUAUCGAGGACCUGA